UUGUUUUGUUAUUUUUUGGGUAGGGUUGUUUGACUAACUUGAAACCAAAGCAACCACUAUCCAUCAGUUCCAAUCCAUGAACCGAACCCUCCAUUUCAGACCGUUCGAUCUCACAGGUGUUCAAAUCAAACGAUCAUCAUUCUUUUGACGCAGAACCGCUUCGGUGCAACUUCAUCUCCUUCCCGAGUAAGAAUCGAAGCACACCGAACCUUCCUUUCAAACUCCUUCUCUCUUCUCCCAAAAUUCACCAAACCCUAAUCUCCGAAAUUUCUUCCCCAAAUUCACACCUCCUGAAGACCCAGAUCGUUUUCUUCUUCCUCCAAUCCACUUCCAUCUUAUUCGUAAUCCUCUUUUGUUUCCGAAUCAUGAAGAAGGAUGAGAUCAAACCCGACAUUGAGAAAAUUGGGAAAGAAAGUGAAGAUGUCGAACCCAUAGAAAUCGUUCUCUUUCAAGUGCCCGAGUGUUACGUCUACAUAAUACCUCCAAGAAUGAGUGCAGCUUCUUACAGGGCUGAUGAAUGGGAUGUUAACAAAUGGACAUGGGAAGGGAUUUUGAAAGUUGUUAGCAAGGGAGAAGAAUGUAUCAUAAAACUAGAAGAUAGGAACACAGGUGAAUUAUAUGCUCGGGCAUUUUUAAGAAAUGGGGAGCCGCAUCCUGUGGAAGCUGUUAUUGACAGCAGCAGGUAUUUUGUUCUUCGCAUAGAAGAGAACAUAGGUGGUCGCCUUCGGCAUGCUUUUAUAGGCAUAGGAUUCCGAGAAAGAACAGAAGCUUAUGACUUCCAAGCUGCCUUGCACGAUCAUAUGAAAUACCUGAACAAAAAGAAAACUGCAGAAGAGAUGGAACAACAUUACCAGCAUAGUUCCUCAGUUGAUUACAGUUUGAAAGAAGGAGAGACUCUUGUGCUUCAAAUAAAAAACAAUAGAAGUGGCGGCAAUGUGAAGUCCAAGUUUUUUGAGCUGAGUCAAAACAACUCCUCCGAGGAAAAGAGCGAGAAAAAAGAAUCUAUACCUUGUAUUAAGUUACCACCACCUCCUCCAUCACCCGGUUCCCCUGUUGUUACACCGGAGAAGUCUCCGACAGACUCACCGACAAAAUUGAGACUUGAGAAACCCGCUGAAGCCGAGACCUCUAAAAUCGUUAAAGAAGAAACAGAACAUGAAAAUCCUUCUGAAAAUCAAAGCACACAGGAAGUAGUAGAUGAUGAUUUUGGCGAUUUUCAAGCAGCUGGUUAAAUACCCAUCCAGUACGUAGUUUAAAUUUGCGAUGAUUAGGAAACAUGCAAAAUUACCUCAUAGCUGGUUACUGGUAUAUCACAGAUUGUUGAUUCAGUUUGGAGAUUCAGUUAUGUCAUAGCCUACAAUAUAUCAUUAAGAAUCAACCUAUAUGUUUGUUUAACCGCUUGGUGAUUAUCUUAGUUGCAUUACGGGCUAGUAGUAUGAGAUUUUUUCCUCCCACUUGAGUCACUUUAUUUAAGUUUACUGAUCAAGGGUUCAUAGCUUUGUUGAUAUCAUGAAUGCUGUUAUGCUCAAUGAACCAUAUUCAGCGUUUAUGAACUUGUUUUCUGUUCCCUUGUAUGUUUCAAGUUGGAUCCUCAGCAGUUUGUAACACGAUGCAGGGGCCUCUAGAACCGUUAAAUAUAGAGAGAUGGUGUUUCAAUUUCAA
Vicia villosa (hairy vetch) is the source of this 1662-nucleotide messenger RNA. RefSeq lists its product as uncharacterized. The record is from RefSeq and is a predicted model, not a curated record. Gene Ontology annotation, biological process: endocytosis. Bases 366 to 1232 code for a protein of 288 amino acids. NCBI's taxonomy places the organism in Eukaryota, Viridiplantae, Streptophyta, Magnoliopsida, Fabales, Fabaceae. Gene Ontology annotation, cellular component: clathrin vesicle coat; membrane. The transcript has 8 exons.